AUGGCUGAAAAUACUGGGGCUCGUGACUUGGUGGGCUACGGCGCCAAUGGGCUAGACCCCAAGUGGCCGAAUGGUAAAAAGUUAGCGUUGCAGUUUGUGCUCAAUUAUGAAGAGGGUGGCGAGAAUUGUAUCUUGAACGGCGACGUCUCAUCCGAACAUCUGCUGUCAGACAUCGUUGGUGCCUUGCCUUACAUGGGCCAGCGUCACAUGAACAUGGAGUCCUUGUACGAGUACGGCAGUCGUGCAGGAUUUUGGCGGCUGCAUCAUGCCUUCACAGUGCGUCGAAUUCCUCUCACCGUUUAUGCCGUAGGCCGUGCGCUUGAGCAGAACCCAGAGGUCGCACAGGCCAUGAAGGACGCCAAGUGGGAAGUUGCCAGUCACGGAUAUCGCUGGAUCGACUAUCAAAGUGUGGACGAGGCGACAGAACGCGAGCAUAUUCGUAAAACUGUUGCUGUUCAUGAGAAGCUGUUGGGAAAACGUCCGAUAGGUUUCUACCAAGGCAAGCCAAAUGUCAAUACUCGUCGUUUAGUGGUUGAGGAAGGUGGUUUCUUGUAUGAUUCGGACGCUUACAAUGACGAUCUACCUUAUUGGAACACAGAGUUUGGACGACCGCAUUUGGUGAUUCCAUACACUCUCACUAACAACGACAUGAAGUUUGUUUCUCUUCACGGUUUUAACUCUGGAGACCAGUUCUAUACGCAUCUCAAAGAUUCUUUCGAUGUUUUGCUAGCUGAAGGAAUCGCUGGACGACCAAAAAUGAUGUCGGUCGGCUUACACUGCCGCAUAGUAGGCCAUCCAGGCCGAUUCGCUGCUUUGAUUCGCUUCUUAGACGCCGUCCAGAGCGUCCAAGAUGUCUGGAUAUGCACGCGUGAAGAUAUCGCGCAUCACUGGUACAAUACACACUAUCCUAAAACUAUCGCGAAUUCAAAGCUAUGA
This is a messenger RNA of Plasmopara halstedii, 936 nucleotides long. Its product is annotated as urate catabolism protein. Lineage: Eukaryota; Oomycota; Peronosporomycetes; Peronosporales; Peronosporaceae. Gene Ontology annotation, biological process: carbohydrate metabolic process. Bases 1 to 936 code for a protein of 311 amino acids. The record is from RefSeq and is a predicted model, not a curated record. Gene Ontology annotation, molecular function: hydrolase activity, acting on carbon-nitrogen (but not peptide) bonds. The transcript has a single exon.